Messenger RNA from Symbiodinium natans, 2037 nucleotides. The record is from the annotation of a GenBank genome assembly. NCBI's taxonomy places the organism in Eukaryota, Dinophyceae, Suessiales, Symbiodiniaceae.
AUGGGACCAACCUGGGUGAGUGCUGAUGGCGGGAAGGUCUUUCAGACACUUGGACAGUGCUGCGCCGAAAGAAGCAGGCGUGAGUUGGUCGCAAAGGCUGGUGAGAUAGGAGAGACCGAAGAUGCUGAGGAGGCAUGGAAACAGGCUUCAGUCACAUUGUGGUCACUGGCACUCAGUGCAUACGACACCAACUUUGACCCCAAAGAGGGCACAGUCCUACCUGUGAUGACCUUGGCGGUUGAUUUGCGAUUACAGAAAAUCGCUGGUGCAACCAGUACUUGGACAAGCGGAGGGGAGGAGGCUGCCAAAGCAUCCUUGGACAAGGCACGCGAGGCAAAGGACUCUGCCAAGGAAGCCCAGGCACUUCUGAAUCUAGCGUCCGUGCAGGCCUCUGCAUGGGCCUCAGCAAAGUCCACAACAGCUUUGCGGCCGAUUGGCGAUGUGCUGCAGAGUGCCCUCGCAUUGUUCGAGAAGGACAAGGACCACAACGGCGAAGCUGUUGCCUGCAACAUGCUCGCCAACUUUUAUGUUCUGGUCGGGCAGGCCAAAGAUGCUGUUAGGGCUGUGAAACAGGGGCUCGCUGCCUGCUCUUCGCGUGGCGGCAGCAGGCUCCAUGAAGUUCCCCUUCUCCACACCCUGAUGGCUGCCAGCUUCUUGAGAAACGACCCGGAUGAGGCACUCAGGGCCAGCCAAGAGGUGGCCCAAAUCUGCCGAGAGGCCAAAGAGGCCAAAACUUCAGCAGUUUUGUCAUUGGCCGAUGCGUGCACAGCCCAGGCACAUCUUGCCAACGAUGAACAGGGUCAGGCUCAGCGCCUGGUUGAGGCAGCUUUGAAGGCUUCAAGGGAUGCCAAGGAUGCGGAUGGCGAAAUUCUUGCUCUCGGCACCUUGCAGGAGAUCGCUUUUGCCAUUGGAAAGCCCGUCUCCGCACUGAAGGCUGCACAAGACCUUCUUGAGAAGGAGCGUCGGCGUGGAAUUAAGGAAGCUAUUGCCAGGGCUCAGCUCCUGGUGUCCGCGUCAGACACAACUGCAGCCUCCUCCAGUGAUCUGGCUCAACAAGCCAAAGAGCAAUAUGCUUCGCUCAAGGACAAGGUGGGUGAAAGCCUGGCAUCCGUGUCAUUGGCACGAGCUUUCCUCACACUUGCGAAGAUCACAGAGGCGACCAAGACUGCAAAGGAGGCAAUGGCUUCCUUCCAGGCCAUCCAGUCAGAAGUUGGUCAAGGCUUUGCCAGCUGCCUCCUGGCCCUGCUGCAAGUCCGCCAGGAGGAUCCCGUGGCCGCGGAGCGCCUGGCUCGAGAGGCUCUGGGUCUGUUCCAGGAAGGCCGCCACCGAGUCGGACAAGUCUUAGCAGAGUUGCUCGUCAGGAAGUCACAACAGCUCCGAGAGAAGCCCGCGGAGUGCAAAUUAGUCAUUGAUGACUUUUCGGUAGCUCACGUGGAAAUCAGCGGUGUGUGCACGCCGAAGUCUUUGGAAGAGGUUCUCAAUGCACUUCAUCAGGCUCGGUGCAAGGAUGGAGUUAAGGCUGUGGUAUUACUUCUUCAAGGGGCCAAGGGUCCAGUGAAUCCUGCAGGGCCAGGCUUUGGAGGAUGGGCAUCGCCACAGAAGCAGGCUGUUGCAAGCGGUACGUUUCUUCUUGGCUUGCGAACGCUAGGGUUGCCAUGCGUGGCCGCCUGCUGCGGGAAGGUUGCCGGGCCUGCUUGGGGUUUGGUGCUGGCAGCGGACUACCGUCUUGCUUCGGCAACUUCCAGCUUCAUCUUGCCCAUCUGGGGACCUCCCGAGUGCUUCGGGGACUUGGUUGGGCACACGGUCGCUAUGCAACUCUGCUAUAAUCAGGGUCCUGUGAAUGCGCUGACCAUGCUUGAAUAUGGUGUAAUUCACCAGUGCCAAAGAGGAGAUGAAGACACAAAGAAAGCUGCGGCUGAGGUGGCGAGGAGAAUAGCUUCAACACCCGCUUUGGCUUGCCAUCAAGCCACGGCAAUGCUGAGUCCGGCGAUUGAAAAAUAUGCUUCCAUUGUGGCUCGUGGAGGAUUGCGAGCCUAA